Danio rerio (zebrafish) is the source of this 1665-nucleotide messenger RNA. Lineage: Eukaryota; Metazoa; Chordata; Actinopteri; Cypriniformes; Danionidae. The record is from RefSeq and is a predicted model, not a curated record.
UGUAUAAAAACGGGAAGCCUGUUUACACUGUCACCAUAAGGUUUCUUGCACUGAACUGAAUCAUGGAGGAGAGCUUCCCUUUUCAUUACUCUUUAUGGGAAUAUCUGUUUUCUUGGGUGGGAUUGAUAUUUUUCCUGCUGGAUAUAGUAAUGGACAUCUUGACUGUUGUGUCACUUUAUCAGCAGGAGAAUUAUGUGUCUAUGGGGCUGAUGAUCUUUUUUCUACUGGGCUCCUCAGUGCUAUUACAGAUAUUCAGUUGGGUCUGGUACUCUGACUCUCUGCAUGAGCUUGAAACUAAGGUGGAGAAAUUUGCAAAGAAAAAAAAAUUGAUCAAACCAUUACACUUUCUACAGCUUGGUGUUUACCUCAGGUAUACUGGGCUGAUGGAGAUCUCGACGACGCAUUUUAUUCGUCAGACUAAUACUUUCACCGAGGGUGUAACUGUGUACUUGAGCCAUGAUCUUCAGAUGCUUCGUCUAUUUGAGGCGUUUUCUGAAAGUGCUCCGCAGCUAAUACUCAUGAUGACUUUAACUCUACAAAGAGGAGAGUUUGAGAUUUUUACAGGUUUGAAACUCCUCUCAUCAGUGGCCUCAAUUGCCAGUACUGUUACCACGUACCACCGCGGCAUGCGUGCUUUUCUUGAAGAUAAACACAAGAUGAGAUGGACCUCGACUGCUUUCUACUUCCUGUGGAACUUUCUGCUGAUGAUUCCCCGUGUGGCCGCUCUGGCGCUCUUCUCCAGUGUAUUUCCGUGCUACAUCACUGCUCAUUUUCUAUCUUCGUGGAUGGUGCUGGUUUUGGUGGCCUGGAGCCAGAAAACAGAUCUAAUGAAAAGACAUUGGGAAUGGCUUUACAGAGCUACUGUUGGACUCAUCUGGUACUUCAGCUGGUUUAACGUGUCUGAAGGAAGUAUAAAAUUAAAGAGUGUCGUUUAUUAUAGUCUCAUGGGUUUGGACACGAUUAUGCUACUGGGCUUCUGGUGCUGGAAGGUGGUUGAGUAUGCAGACUGUUGGAGUAUGUUAAAUCCUUAUAUAGUGGUUCCAACACUACUGGGUUUGUAUGUGAUUGGAAUUCUAGUGGAAAUAAUAUACUACAGAUGGUUUCAUCCUACCUGUGACAAAAACAAAAUAGCUGAACCCAUUACAGCAAUUUCAGACAAUGCAGGGUCGCCUGCAAUUACAGAUGAAGGUCCUUCUCCACCUGUCACUGGAGCUGUCAAGAGAAGCAGGACUUUGGCUGCUAAUUUCUUCUAGUUAAACAUUUUAUUUCCCUUCACACAUCUUUCCAACAUCACUCAUUCUUUUCCCAAAUCUAUAAUAAUGUAUAACACAGAAAAUUCCUUUUUUUUUAUAAUUUUUUUUUUUUUAUUACAAAAAACAUUUAGCUAAAAAAGUAUUUUAGAUCAUUUAAACAUGAUGGUCUCACCUUUGUGUUUUUUAAAUACCAUGUACUUGUAUAAAAAAAGAUGAACUAUUAUGUUGUUUUGCAAAACAUUUUGUUAUUGUUGUUUAGAUAUGAUAUGGUUAGUGUUAGAACAGAUUUGGAGAAUUAUGUGUAUUUGCUUCAGCAGUGUAGUUACAGAUGUAUUCCAGAUCUUGAGCCAAGUGUGCCAUUGUCAAAACCUUAAACACAAUAAACAUUUCACAUAAAAAUUCAGAUUAUGGA